AUGUUUUGCAGUCGUUUCACUGUGGAGGAUGAACUGUACGCUGAAGUGUGCAAAGGCUUUCCGGAACAAGUGGUGAUAUUCCCUUGGACUUCGCGACCGAAACGAACCUUUGAUUAUACUCGUCGGCGUGACGCAGGAGGAAGCGCGUAUGAGCGCGGUGAACAGCCACCGAAUAAACGAUGGGCUGGUGAAGAUGUACGAUGGAAUCAACAUCAUCGAAAUGAUCAAGGUGACUGGAGAGGAGGUGGUAGGUCGGGCUGGGGCCGAAGACAACCAGGAGAGGGAUACGGCAAUUGGCAUGGACGAGGUCGGGGGAAUUGGUCCCGAGGACAUGACGCCAGGCAAGAUUCGUCAUCAAGGGGACGACCAGGAUGGAACAAUGGCGGUGGUGAUCCACCGAACUGGAACAAUGCUCGGAAUGAACAGUGGACGACAAAUGACCGAGAGAGGCAAAGUAAUUAUCCGAACAGAUAA
This is a messenger RNA of Anisakis simplex (herring worm), 474 nucleotides long. The record is from the annotation of a GenBank genome assembly. NCBI's taxonomy places the organism in Eukaryota, Metazoa, Nematoda, Chromadorea, Rhabditida, Anisakidae.